CGCUACUCUCAUUGUUCGGUCGUCACGUCAUGGAAAGAGUUACUGCGUUUGUGCUCAAAGUAAAGAAAUAGUUUAUGAAAAACUCCUCACGGGCCUGUUGAAUCACACCUCGAAGGGAAUAUUACGAACGAGCGGCGAUCAGAAAUGGAUCCGUGGAUUAUAAAGAUGCUUUAGAUGUACUUUUUUGUUCUUUUGUUGGCGGAAUGCAAAGGAUGCGUUUAUUUCCCAUCUCUGUCUGGGACGAAAUGUUGGGAUAAUGUUUUCAUCUGGAAUUUAGUUCAGCCGGACUUGCAGAACAGAUGUUUGUGUUUGUUUGUUUUUCUGUUUUGACAGCAUGCAAGAUGCAUAAAACUGUUAUGUAGUUAUUACGAGACGCUGAAUGUGUUUGCCGGUGUCUCGGUUCUGCUGGACGGGGUUUGUGGAAUUAUUGGUUUAUUUUUAUUUUUCGCGGCGGAAGAUUUUGGUUUUGAGGAAUAAUGAAACGGCAUAAAUUAAGAAAAGUUGGAGAAUAACAGCCCGGAAGCGAGAUCCAACAUGCAAUGCUUUAUUUACAAAAGCAUAUUGGAGAUUGUUUCCCAGGGGAUAAAAAAAGAUUCCUGUUUUCCUGGUCAGUAAUUCUACAAAGAUCUUUAUCGUAAAAGAAUAUAAUUUACCAACAGGCUCAAAACUGCUAGUUUUGUUACAAUACUAUGAAUAUAUUAAAAAGUACUGCUGUACUAUAUAGCCAAACCUUUAAGUUAUCGAACAGCCCUGUUUUUGUUAGACUUGAUCAGUGCAUUCUGAUAUGAGGUAAGGAACUUUUAUUUUGUGCGUCUGGCUUGCGAAGUUACAAAAAUGUCCUUGAGAGCCAAAGCCCUCUACACUUUCCAAAGUGAGAACAAGGAGGAGAUCAGCAUCCAGGAGAAUGAGGAGCUGGUGAUUUUCGACGAGAACUCUGUGGACGGCUGGCUACAAGGAGAGAACAGCCGAGGGGAGCGAGGCCUGUUCCCCGCCUCGUACGUUCACAUCAUCCGGAACCGAUCCGGGUCCAACCUGACCGAUCAUUCCCUCAGCUCACCCGGGAGCUCUCCCGGUAAGGAUUUAUCGUACAUCCAUACGCCUUCCACGACCCUGCCGAGCGACGACGAUGACGACUGGGACGACUGGGACGAGACCUCGACGGUGGUCGAGGAUGAAGACCCUCGGAGAGGCGCCAAUGGACAUUCCCAGAGUCCGUAUUCCAACCCCAACGUCCACUACCGGGCCAAGCCGUACAUGGAGCGCCAAGACAGCAUGUCCAGCAAUCGAAAGGGCAGCAUGGUGGGCAGGAACUUGAACCGAUUCUCCAGCUUCGUGCGCUCAGGUGUGGAGGCCUUCAUACUUGGCGACGUUCCAAUGAUGGCUAAGAUCGCCGAGUCUUACUCCAUCGAAAUGGGCCCCCGGGGGCCUCAGUGGAAGGAGAACCCUCAGCCCUUCACCUGUUCCAUUGAAGACCCCACCAAACAGACGAAGUUCAAAGGCAUUAAGACGUACAUUUCGUAUCGCGUCACCCCCAGUCACACUGGCAGGCCGGUGUAUCGCCGCUACAAGCACUUUGACUGGCUCUACAACCGACUACUGCACAAAUUCACGGUCAUUUCCGUGCCGCACCUUCCCGAGAAACAAGCCACGGGACGAUUCGAGGAAGACUUUAUCGAGAAAAGGAAGAGGAGGCUGAUUUUAUGGAUGGACCACAUGACCAGCCACCCCGUUUUGUCUCAGUACGAAGGUUUCGAACACUUUCUCAUGUGCGGAGACGACAAGCAGUGGAAGCUCGGGAAGAGGCGAGCGGAGAAGGACGAGAUGGUCGGGGCUCAUUUCAUGCUCACCUUCCAGAUUCCCAACGAGCACCAGGACCUUCAGGACGUGGAGGAGCGCAUUGAUUCUUUCAAGGUGUUCGCCAGAAAAAUGGACGACAGCGUGAUGCAGCUGACGCACGUCGCGUCGGAGCUGGUUCGCAAACACCUCGGAGGCUUUCGGAAGGAGUUCCAGAGGCUGGGAAACGCCUUCCAGUCCAUCAGCCAGUCGUUCCUGCUGGACCCUCCUUACAGCUCGGACGCUCUGAGCAAUGCCAUCUCGCACACAGGCCGCACCUACGAGAACAUCGGGGAGAUGUUCGCCGAGCAGCCCAAAUACGAUCUGUUUCACAUGCUGGAUAAACUGUCGCUGUACCAGGGCCUGCUGUCCAACUUUCCAGACAUCAUCCACCUGCAAAAAGGCGCUUUUGCUAAGGUGAAGGAGUCUCAGCGUAUGAGCGACGAGGGGAAGAUGGACCAAGAGGAAGCGAACGGCAUUCGCAAACGCUGCAGGACAGUGGGGUUCGCCCUGCAGGCCGAGAUGAACCACUUCCACCAGCGCAGGGAGGUGGACUUUAAAGAGAUGAUGCAGGCGUAUAUCCGCCAACAGAUCGCCUUUUACCAGCGCGUAGGUCAACAAUUAGAGAGAACCCUUCGCAUGUACGAUACCCUCUAGAGCCUUCGGCAUCUGGACUGCGAUGGAGAUCGAAUAUACAAAUUUUUUUUUUUUAUUCCAAAAAUGUUUGCAAGAGAAAAAGGACAUUCACACUUCUGCACUUAAAAAUGUCACUUUUAACCCCAGAAACCAACAACCCGACAACUAUUCGUGCAUAUCGUCAAUUUUAUUUAAACAUCCGUUAGAUCAAUGUUACACUUUUUCCAUAUUUUUUUCCUUUAAAACUCACAGAGUCAGGUUUGCGAAUGACGUCGCCUGUGCGUUAGCAGGUGCAGACGCUAACCAGACGGCGAAACAGUUGUUUACGCAAUAGUUUGCCAGAAACGCAAUUAUUUCUUUAAGAAAUGGCACAUUGCGACACUGCGUCUUAUUCGGGCGCGAUACAGAAAAAGUGUCAAAUGCUGAACGUUGGAUCUUCUAUUUAUGGAUUGUACGGAUUUGCUCCGCCCACACUGAAAUCUCAUUGGUCCAAAAGCCUGUCGCAAACUGCAAAAAAGUAUUUCAUUUUGUCUUAUUUUCUCAUCCAAAUGUCUAAACAUUCGAAAGGCAGAAAGAAAAAAAGUAUCGAAAUGUAGUGAGUAAAUUAGCGCUGUCAAAUGAUUAAUCGCGAAAAUGUAAAAGUUUUCGUUUACGUAAUUUAUGGAUGUGUACUGUGUAUAUUUAUAAAGCCA
This is a messenger RNA of Puntigrus tetrazona (Sumatra barb), 3161 nucleotides long. RefSeq names its product sorting nexin 33 (gene snx33). The record is from RefSeq and is a predicted model, not a curated record. Gene Ontology annotation, molecular function: protein binding; phosphatidylinositol binding. Bases 835 to 2490 code for a protein of 551 amino acids. Gene Ontology annotation, biological process: endocytosis; mitotic cell cycle; cleavage furrow formation. Gene Ontology annotation, cellular component: plasma membrane; cytoplasmic vesicle. Lineage: Eukaryota; Metazoa; Chordata; Actinopteri; Cypriniformes; Cyprinidae. The transcript is spliced from 2 exons.